Lichtheimia ornata is the source of this 1209-nucleotide messenger RNA. RefSeq names its product chaperone DnaJ. The record is from RefSeq and is a predicted model, not a curated record. Gene Ontology annotation, biological process: protein refolding; response to heat. NCBI's taxonomy places the organism in Eukaryota, Fungi, Mucoromycota, Mucoromycetes, Mucorales, Lichtheimiaceae. Gene Ontology annotation, molecular function: ATP binding; Hsp70 protein binding. The transcript has 2 exons. Gene Ontology annotation, cellular component: cytosol; nucleus; cytoplasm. The coding region runs from base 1 to 1209 and encodes 402 amino acids.
AUGGUUCGAGAAUCCAAGUACUAUGAUAUUCUUGGCGUUAGCCCUGACGCUUCCGAGAGCGAGUUGAAGAAAGCUUACAGAAAGCUUGCACUCAAGUACCAUCCUGACAAGAACCCUGAAGCUGGCGACAAGUUCAAGGAAAUCUCUCAUGCAUAUGAGAUUCUCUCUGAUUCUGAAAAGCGACAGAUGUACGAUCAGUUUGGCGAGGAAGGCUUGAACGGCCAAGGUGGUAUGGGCGGUAUGGAUGCUGAGGAUCUAUUUUCGCAACUCUUUGGUGGAGGUCUCUUUGGUGGUGGAGGUCGAUCCAGCCGUCCUUCAGGUCCUCGUCGUGGUAAAGACAUGAUGCAUCAUCUCAAGGUGUCCUUGGAGGAUUUAUAUGCUGGCAAGACAUCCAAGCUCGCUUUGCAAAAGAGUGUUCUUUGUUCUCGUUGUGAGGGCCGUGGUGGCAAGGAAGGUGCUGUUCAAACCUGUCGUACUUGUGGUGGUCAAGGUGUUCGUAUCAUUAUGAGACAAAUGGGUCCUAUGGUUCAACAAAUCCAACAACCUUGUGGUGAUUGCCGUGGUGAAGGUGAAAUCGUCAAUGAGAAGGAUCGUUGCAAGCACUGCAUGGGCAAGAAGGUUAUGAGUGAACGCAAGAUUCUUGAAGUGUUCAUCGACAAGGGUAUGCGAGAUGGUCAACGUAUCACAUUCUCUGGUGAAGGUGAUCAGGCACCAGGCAUCAUUCCAGGUGAUAUCAUCAUUGCUAUCGACGAAAAGCCCCAUCCUCGCUUCCAACGUAAGGGUGACGAUUUGGUCUAUGAAGCAAAGAUCGACUUGUUGACUGCUCUCGCUGGUGGUCAAUUUGCUAUUCCCCACCUUGAUGAUCGUGUACUUCUUGUCACUGUCCUUCCUGGUGAAGCCAUCAAGCCUGACAUGGUCAAGGUUAUUCCCAACGAGGGCAUGCCCACUUAUCGCCACCAUGACCACGGUCACAUGUUUGUCAAAUUCAACGUCGAAUUCCCUGAUCCCAAUUGGGCCGAUGCCGAAACUAUCAGCAAGCUCGAUGCCAUCUUGCCUGCUCGCAACCCUCUUCCUUCCUUUGAUAACAAGCAUGUCGAUGAAGUUGUCAUGGCUGAUGCAGAUGGCUACCAAACCUCGAGAUCACAAGCAUACGACGAUGAAGAUGAUGAUCCUAGAGGCGGCCCUGGUGUUCAGUGUGCUCAACAGUAA